CCUUUUUCUGCUUCCUUCUUUUUAUCCCUAAAGUAAUCACCUUUUUUGCCUGGAAAACAGCAAACGAGUCCUCCUUCCGCUGCUAAAUUGCGCAGAUCUAUGGCCUCGCGUCACUGUACCUUCCACUCCGAAGAUUAAAAAUCGCUUCCUGGAAGUGGGUUCUCGAGAUUGUCCCCAGGGGGUGAGAUCCCACUGAAGAAGCAGCUGAAUUUCUUCAAGGGAUCUUCGCAGGCCGGAUGUUUCGGCCGUUGCUUUUCAGUCUGUGAGAGGGAAAAAGAUUGUCCGAACGUGAUAAUUUGUCAUGGCAACGCCCUCUCGAGAUCUGAAGAGCAAGACCCGAGUCAUGUGAUGUUUGUUUGGUCGGUCUCUCUUAGCAAGGCAAUGCGAAAUUGGUGAAAGUGGGGGCCUUUUCGACUGUUUGCGUGAGGUGGGUAUUGCGGGUUUAGUGGGAAGCGAGAGAGAUGAUUCAGCUUCUGUUCUUCGUUCUGUUCGUGGAGGGGGCUCUGCUGUUCUUGAUGCUGGUGAAGAUUGGGCCGUUGAGAGAGCUUGUGAUGAAGAGCUUGGAGCAGUUGAAAAUGGGAAAGGGUCCUGCCACUGUGAAGACGAUAGCUGGUACGAUGUCUGUGAUAUUGCUGUCGAGCUUCAUGAGCAUUGUCAAAAUCCAGAACAAGGGUGCGAAGCUCGGCACCAUGUCUCCCAUGGAUCAGGUCCUGUGGAGGACUCACUUGCUCGAGGCCUCACUCAUGGGGUUUACCCUGUUUCUUGGGUUCGUCAUUGAUCGAGUGCAUCAUUACCUCCAAAAGUUAAUUACGUUGAGGAGUAAAGAGGGCGUGUCCAAAGAGGAGGUUGAAAGUCUUCGCAAAGAACAAUUGGAGCUUAAAGAAAAGGAAGGGAAAAGUCUGAAGGAAAUAAAGCAACUGCAGAAAGAAAUUUCCAAUAUGUUGGAGGAUUUGAAAAAAUUGAAACUUGAAUGUGAAGAGAAGGACAAGAAAGUUGAAACUGCCGAAUCACAUGUUGCCGCCCUUCAGAAGCAGUCUGCAGACUUACUCCUAGAGUAUGAUCGCCUAUUAGAAGACAACCAAAAUCUUCAGAGUCAAGCUUCAGGACAGAGGAUGUGAGUAGUAUUGGGAUUUGCAUAUUUUGGGGAUCAUUUUUGGUAGUUCGGACUCGAUCAUACCUCUUUUUACUUCAGGAGAACACUAAUUGUUUGGCUGGGAAUUGCAUUGGAAGCAAAGGGGAUUGAGUGUGAGUUGUCUUGCCCCCUCCUAGGUGCAUGAAAUUUUGUAACUGAUUUGUAAGUCUCAAUUGUUUUUAUCAGUCAUCUGAUCCUGCUGUUUGUAUCUGUCUUGGUUUUUCCACAUCAAAUCUAGGCUGUCGGUUUAAGGAACAGUAUUUUCUUUCAUUGAAUAUCUUCUAUUUAGCAAACAGAAUUUGCAAAAUCGAAUAUGUCGGCAAGAUGAGUAAAGAUGGUGGAGUUAUAAA
Molecule: messenger RNA, 1482 nt
Organism: Eucalyptus grandis
Lineage: Eukaryota; Viridiplantae; Streptophyta; Magnoliopsida; Myrtales; Myrtaceae
Product: B-cell receptor-associated protein 31
Exons: 2
Coding region: 462-1118 (218 amino acids)
Biological process (GO): endoplasmic reticulum to Golgi vesicle-mediated transport; intracellular protein transport
Cellular component (GO): endoplasmic reticulum membrane; endoplasmic reticulum
Source: RefSeq, a predicted model, not a curated record